GAAAUAAACUAAUUCACCGUAACAGUCGCUACCCACUUCCGCCUCUUGAUUAUCGAAGGCAGCAUAUUCUUGGCAGAUUAAUGAAAACGUUUACUCUAAACACAUUUCCAACACCAUGUCAGUCGAAGAACUUGACCAGGAACCCUUUAGUGUUCACGAAUUUGUAGAAAGGCUGGCAUGGAAAACUAUGGGUGCCAGAGCUCGAGGCAAGCCAGAGGAGUUCGAACCUCUAGUUCUUCACGCAGCAUUUGAAAGAAUGAUAAACGAUCUUCGAGAAAAGAAUGCAGAUGUACAGAGAAAGAUCGAUUCGCUGGAGGCGUCUGCUCGAGAGGAGGAGAAAAGGCACUGGUCGCGUGUCGGAGAGUUGCAGAAGACAAACCAAACCUUAGUGACAGAUUUUCAGAAGCUAGAUGAAAGGAUUAGCUAUGUAGCCAUGAAAGUUGUGCAUCUUGGUGAUCAGUUGGAAGGUGUAAACACACCUCGAGCUCGAGCAGUGGAAGCACAAAGACUCAUGAAUUACCUUGCUGAAUUCCUUACAGAACAACCUCUUACCUCACCUGUUCUCACUGAUCCAUUCCAGCUGCAGCUCACAGCAGACAUCAUUCAGAAGCUCCAUCUCAUUGCUUUGGAACUACCACUUGGUGGCAAGUUCGAUCGAGCUAGGCAAAGAAUUGCAGAGAAAUAUGACCAUGUAGAGCAGGAACUGAUUGGUGAAUUCAAGUUAUCACAUCAGCAAGGGGACAGACGUAAAAUGAAACGUAUUGCAGCGGUUCUGCAGAAUUUUAAGGGUUAUGGCAAGUGUAUAGAGGCCUUUAUGACGGAGACAUUAAAGAGUGCAUUUUUAAAGGGAUCACUGUUUGAGGAGGUUGUGCCUCUGUGUGAGCAAAGCUGGCAGCUCAUCUCAGAGGUUUUCGCUAGCCCUGAUAGUGUGAUGGGCAAAUUAAUACAGCAUAUUUUCCAACAGAAAAUACAGGGUCAUGUGACAUCAGUUCUAGGUGACACUGGGGAUUCAGAGCAGUAUCUCAAGAAUCUUUUUGACCUUUACACCAAAACAACUAAACUUGCAGGAGAGUUGAGUCGUUUUAAGCUUGGAAAUGACAGUGCAUUUCUGACCAAAUUAACACGAGGUAUUUUCAGCACACAUCAGGAAAAAUAUAUCGAGGUGGAGCUGCGAUACCUAAAUGCAAGAUGUGCUGGUCUUUUACAACAUUACUACGAGUUCAAAGACCAUCACAAGAAACAGAUCCAAUCUGGAGGCAUCCAUGAUUUGAAGCGCGAUAUUCAGGCCAAGAUUGUGACAGUAACUAAGACAGGACCAGUAGUGGAGAACUUUGGUGGUGAGACAUUCCUCUCACAGGAAGUAGCUAUCAGCAUACUUCAGGAAACCAAAAAUGCCUUUCGUCGCUGCCAGGUGGUCUCUUACUCAUCGGACCUGGCUGCAAAUGCAGUGAAAAUAUUUGAUGCAUUGGUGAACUAUCUUGUGAUUGAACACAUUGACUAUGCCAUCGAAUUGGGAUUGCUUGGCAUUCCUUUGGCAGAGCCGAAGACAGAGCCUGAAAUCUACUUCUUUGACAUUGUCAAUCAGGCGAACACUCUGUUCCACUUAUUUGAAAAGCAGUUCUUGGACAGCCUCAUUCCUCUUGUCCUCUCAUCUCAGCGACAUGGAUUUUGUCUAAAGAGAAAACGAGAGAUUCGUGAACAAAUGGAACAGAAGAUUGGCCAGGGGCUGGACAGGUCUAUAGGUGCUAUUAUUGGUUGGUUAAAAUUUAUCCUUACAACGGAGCAGAAAAAGACAGACUUCAAGCCUGAAGAAGAUGCCCCUAUGCAGAUGAUAUCCCCUGCUUGUAGCAGAGUGGUAAGGGCACUUAAUACGUAUGUCAAAUCCAUGCGUGCCAGUCUUGAUGGGCAAAAUGUUGAGGUGACACUGAUGGACCUGGGAAAGCGUUUCCAUCGACUGGUUUAUGAACACAUACUGUCCUUCCAGUACAACUCUAUAGGUGCCAUGUUGGUGAUCUGUGACGUCAACGAGUAUCGCAAAAGUGUGAAGGAAGAAAUGCGAGUAGCAAUCAUCACGCAGCUGUUUGAGAGGCUGCAUGCCCUCUGUAACCUGCUUGUUGUGGUCCCUGAGAACCUCAAGGUUGUGCGGUGUGGAGAGCAGCUGGCUGAUCUGGAUGAUACGAUCAUUCAAAACUUUGUGCAGUUGCGUGCUGACUAUCGUACAGCUCAGAUAGGCAAGUGGAUGAGAUAAAGUGUCAUCACAUCUAGGUCAUAUAGAGUGUUGAACUGUGCGACUCACUUUUUCGAGCAGGGUAUUUCUGUUCACAGCAAACACUUUGCAGUGGAGUGGGUGAUAUUUUGUACAUAAAUGCCCCGGUACUUGGCUUGCAGGAAUGUGCAUCUGUAGAUGAGUGUUGCUAUGUAACCAAGUGUGUGACUGAAUAAGAGUUAUUUGCUGGGUAUGUUUCUGUUUUAUAAACAAAUUGGUAUAAAUUUCAUGAACACCUUACAGCACCAUUCCUCUCUCACCUGCAUCUAAUCUGUAACAUCACUGCAAGAACAAAUGCUGCAUAUUUAUGUGUAUUUUGUGCACCUUCCCUGUACUGUAUUGCAAAUUAUUUCUCCCUGACAGUGUUCUAUAUGUCAUCAUUUGAUUUCUUGGUCUGUUUCCUUGUUGUUGAUGUGUUAACACUGACAAUCUCAGUCAACCCCUAGAAAGAGAGCUGUCAUUUUGGAAAAAAAAAAAAAGAAUUAACAGACUUGCAUAUAAUCUAAAUGCAAUGGCCCUACACCAGUCCUUGUUUGUGCAUGGCUUCUAUACCACUUAUUUUAUUUAUUGAGUUCUUCUGCUGUGGCACAAUUUACAGGGUGUACGAUGUCCAGCCAAGUGUGAAAUAGGUUUAGUGCACUGUGAGGCAACUCUUCUGUCGGACCAUUUAUAGUGUGAGCAUCAUGCUUAAGUGUGAACUUAAAAUCUGCUGAAUGUUCAGAUGUGACUAUUGUAUUUGAUGCAUGAAUUUGCUGAGUGAAAGUGGAACAAAUUAUGUGCAAUAUAUUGUUUGCUCUGUUCUUUUCCACAAUAAACAUUAUUUACAAUUAA
Pomacea canaliculata is the source of this 3097-nucleotide messenger RNA. RefSeq names its product exocyst complex component 5-like. Lineage: Eukaryota; Metazoa; Mollusca; Gastropoda; Architaenioglossa; Ampullariidae. The record is from RefSeq and is a predicted model, not a curated record. The transcript is spliced from 19 exons. The coding region runs from base 116 to 2248 and encodes 710 amino acids. Gene Ontology annotation, cellular component: cytoplasm; exocyst. Gene Ontology annotation, biological process: exocytosis; Golgi to plasma membrane transport.